AUGCGUCAACUCACUGAAGAAGAGACCAAAACUUUGUUCUCAAAGCUCGCCCACUACACAGGGCGUUCUUUGAACAGCCUUGUCGCCCCCACCGAUGGCGGACCUCAGAUGGUCUUCCGUCUGCAAGGAAGCCGAGUCUAUUAUAUGCCCCUAGCCAUUGCGAACCUCGCGACCUCAAUUCCCCGCGACAACCUCUUGUCCGCUGGUACCCAGAUGGGUAAAUUCACAAAGACUGGAAAGUUCAGGCUCAACUUGACUUGUUUGGAUGUGGUGGCUCCCCACGCCAGAUACAAGCUGUGGAUCAAGGCCAAUGGAGAGAUGCCUUUCCUUUACGGAGGCAACGUCGUGAAGGCGCACGUUGGCCGUUGGUCCGAGGACUGCCCUGAGCACAGUGGUGUCAUUGUGUACAAUCAGGAUGAUACCCCCCUCGGAUUCGGAGGUAAUAUCUCACUCGGUCGCCUGAAUAUGCGGGAAUUAACUAACGGACAAAUAGUCUCGGCACGUGCAACCCAGGAGGCAAAGAAGCUGGACCCUACCGGUAUUGUCCUCUUCAGACAAGCGGAUGUUGGAGAAUACCUCCGUGAGGAGGAUACCCUUUUCACUACUUAA
Molecule: messenger RNA, 609 nt
Organism: Penicillium atrosanguineum
Lineage: Eukaryota; Fungi; Ascomycota; Eurotiomycetes; Eurotiales; Aspergillaceae
Product: ribosome biosynthesis protein NIP7
Exons: 4
Coding region: 1-609 (202 amino acids)
Biological process (GO): ribosomal large subunit biogenesis; ribosome assembly
Cellular component (GO): nucleus; nucleolus; preribosome, large subunit precursor
Molecular function (GO): RNA binding
Source: RefSeq, a predicted model, not a curated record